AGCCCCCAUAUCAUCGAUACCAUCCGAAGAUUCAUUGCCGAAACUGACGUUAACUCUGAUGGCGGCAGUCUUAAGAUGUUCCGUCCAAGUACACCUACAAGCGGCCUUAGAAACGCAGAUUCCGUCCUGCCAGAAUUUUCCGUCCGGACACUGACAGCCUGGCCGACAGGCGUUGAGAUAGCGAAAGUCAGCUGUCGGACAGAGACCAACAGAGGCGAGAGCGAUGGUGUGGCAUGUCAGGUGACAGACGUCGGUACAAUUUGA
This is a messenger RNA of Protopolystoma xenopodis, 264 nucleotides long. The record is from the annotation of a GenBank genome assembly. NCBI's taxonomy places the organism in Eukaryota, Metazoa, Platyhelminthes, Monogenea, Polystomatidea, Polystomatidae.